This is a messenger RNA of Drosophila santomea, 1143 nucleotides long. RefSeq names its product glucose 1-dehydrogenase. Gene Ontology annotation, molecular function: oxidoreductase activity. The record is from RefSeq and is a predicted model, not a curated record. Bases 65 to 835 code for a protein of 256 amino acids. NCBI's taxonomy places the organism in Eukaryota, Metazoa, Arthropoda, Insecta, Diptera, Drosophilidae. The transcript has a single exon.
CCUAAUAAAAUCAGCAAGAUGCGCACUGAGCUUGAGACCUCCUUACAUAAUUCUGGUUAGGAUCAUGAAUUUCGCCGGUAAAGUGGUCCUUAUAACGGGAGCAAGUUCUGGAAUCGGAGCUGCAACCGCAAUUAAGUUUGCCAAGUACGGCGCCUGCCUGGCCCUUAACGGUCGCAAUGUGGAGAACCUCAAGAAGGUAGCCGAGGAGUGCAGCAAGGUGGGCCAAUCGCAGCCAGCCCUGGUGGUAGGCGAUAUUGCCAAGGAGGCGGACACCCAAAGGAUUUGGUCGGAUACCCUGAAGCAGUACGGCAAAUUGGACGUGCUGGUCAACAAUGCCGGAAUCAUCGAAACGGGCACCAUUGAGAGCACUAGCCUGGAGCAGUACGAUCGCGUGAUGAACACCAACCUAAGGGCCAUCUACCACCUGACUAUGUUGGCAACCCCCGAGCUGAUCAAGACCAAGGGCAACAUCGUGAACGUGUCUAGUGUCAAUGGGAUUCGCUCUUUCCCCGGCGUCCUGGCCUACAACAUAUCCAAAAUGGGCGUGGACCAGUUCACCCGCUGCGUGGCGUUGGAGCUGGCUGCCAAGGGUGUCCGGGUGAACUGCGUAAAUCCCGGGGUGACGGUCACCAAUCUGCAUGCCCGUGGCGGCAUGGAUGAAGCGACGUACAAAAAGUUCCUGGAGCACUCUAAGACCACCCACGCCUUGGGUCGUCCUGGAGAUGUCAAGGAGGUGGCUGCGGCCAUUGCCUUCCUGGCCAGCGAUCAGGCCAGCUUUAGCACUGGGGUCAGCCUGCCGGUAGACGGAGGUCGCCAUGCCAUGUGCCCACGCUAAAUCCACAGGACAUCGGCGAGGGAAAUUUUAGACUCCCCUGCAUGGAUAUUUCCAUGAGUAAAUGCAUUUAAGUCGCUUCUUUAAGUGUUACUCUGAUUUUCAUAUUAUUUUGAUUGUGUACAUAAAACUGAUUUACGUUUAUUUUGUCAUUUGUAUUCAGGACCAAACUAGUUGCCAAAAACUAGCUUUAGCCUGAUUUGGAUUAUUUGGAUUAUAAGCUACUAGCUAAUUCUUUAAGUGUUUGUCUCUCAAUUAAUUUGUUAUCUCAAUAUUUCUUUUAAUUUCAAUAGACAUACUCGAGCUCUUUA